AUGCCAUCGCGUACAAAGAAUCCAUCAGUUGGAGUUGAUGGAAAUCCUUUACGGGUUCCUACCGCACCCUCGAAUCCAGCAAAUGAAGAAGAAAAUGAAGAAAAUAGGGUUUCCCAAGAAGAGGAAACCGAAGGUGAGAAGAAAGGAUUUCAGACGAUGAAGGAUCCGAAGGUGAAGAAGAACGAGUUUCAGAGGAGGAARAAGGUUYCGGAGAGGRCARAGAGGAAAAUGUAUCAAYGUAAUACUAAGGUUAGUAAUACUAAGGAYAUAGAGAGWAUUUURGUCCCAACUUCUGGUGARCGAGCUCUUUGUGCUGAAAUCUUUGAUGAGGCGGAGAACGAUCGAGAUGUUGAUGACUACAUUGUUCAAAGUUGGAAGAAUAGGUAUUUCAUUGACAAAAAACAUGUUUUUCUUCCAUUCAUGUACGACCUUGAUGUCCAUGCUCAAAUGAAAGAGGCUGUUGAGGAAGAGGGGGCUGAGGAAGAUGGUGCUGAGGAAGAGGCGGAUAAUGUGGAGGAAGAACUGCAGGUGGUGUCUAAUGAUGAAGUGGAAAAGUUAAAGAAAGACAUGUUAGAUCUACAAGAAGGAAUGUUGAAGAUCAAUAAAAGUAUGGAAGAUGGYUUUMAAAAAUUGAURAACUUGAUUGGUGGGCAGGAUACAAGGCUAAAGGAAGUGGAAUCAUUUGUCAAGUCUCAAACUUGGAAUGAUAGCCGUAUGCUGGUUAUACUGGCAAAACUGGUAAUACUACGUAUGCUGGUUAUACUGGUAAAACUGGUUCUUAAACAACCAUUUCACCAUAAAAGUACUUAA
Molecule: messenger RNA, 810 nt
Organism: Arabis nemorensis
Lineage: Eukaryota; Viridiplantae; Streptophyta; Magnoliopsida; Brassicales; Brassicaceae
Source: the annotation of a GenBank genome assembly